Molecule: messenger RNA, 975 nt
Organism: Caenorhabditis elegans
Lineage: Eukaryota; Metazoa; Nematoda; Chromadorea; Rhabditida; Rhabditidae
Gene: srg-10
Product: Serpentine receptor class gamma-10
Exons: 5
Coding region: 1-975 (324 amino acids)
Biological process (GO): sensory perception of chemical stimulus
Cellular component (GO): membrane
Molecular function (GO): transmembrane signaling receptor activity
Source: RefSeq, marked reviewed
AUGAACUCAUCGCGGGUUGUGUUUCCUGCCAACUUCUCAUACGAGGAUCCACUUCCUUUCGAGUGUAAUGAAGAUCCAAAUGUGGUAUUAUCGUUGGCAAUGUAUGGAAUGCAAUCAAGUUAUCUGAUUGUUGGAGCUGUCCUCAAUGUCAUGAUUGUUUAUACUGUGUUCCACGGGAAUUCAUACAGGGACAACUCAUUUUAUAUGUUGUAUUGCGCCGACGCAAUCGUGGGAAUAUACAUAAACACUGCAGAAGUAAUCUUUGGUCGUAUCUUCAUCUACAUAACCCCACUCUGUCCAAUUGCUAGCCCAUACUUCUUCACUCCAAGUAUUCUGACAAAAAUGUACUAUGCUGCAUUGCAUUAUAGUUUGGGAUUCAAGACAUUUUCACAAAUUUUCAUGAGCUUCAAUCGGAUGACCUGUGUUAUUUUCCUAAUGAAGCAUUUGAAGCUAUGGAAACAAAUAUUGAAGCCUGUCUUAAUUAUUACAUUCAUCCUCCCGCUUGGUGUGAUCUGGAAAAUUUUGUUAUCCCGUGUGUACAUCAACCCAAACGGAGCUGGAUUUUCGGUGAACUACAAAGAUUAUUUCCCAUGGGCGAAUAUUUCAAUUCUUCAUCUGUUCCACUUCACACUUUGCUUUGUACUAGUUAUCAUAUUCUUUGUCGCAACAAUUCUUGGUCUGACAAUGCUGAAACAAAGAAUUAAGAGUGCUGAAAGAUCAUUGACAAUUGUUACGAUGAUUAUGGCAGUGCAGACAGUGACUUUCGCAUCUAUUCAGAUCUACUUUGUCUUUUUCGCGGCCUACACUCCAAAGAUCCGAAGUGUCCUUCUACAAAUUGUGUCAUUUGUUUUUGAUUCUCUUUAUGUAUUCAGUCCAAUUGCAUUAAUUGUGAUGAGUCGGCAACUUCGAAAAGAUAUCUUCAAUUUGAAGGAUAAGGAAACUCAAAUAUCAAUGUAUCCUAAUUCAGAAUUGUAA